GUGCACUCCAUGAAAAUCUGUGUGUUCGCCACUAUAAUUUAGCAGAGCUGGAGAUGUGUUGCUAGUUGGACUCCAAUCAGUGCAGAAGUUACCAGUUAAAUCAUUCGAACAGUCAUUAAGAGGCAAUCAAACCACAGAUACUGGCAAGAUGUUGGAUGUGUACGAUAUUCUCCGGCAGCCAGCAGUCUAUGGCACGCUGGGCGUCUUUGUGGUUGCUACAUUUCUUGAUCUGUUGCGGCGAAGAAAAGAGAGAUUCCUCAUGGCUUCACCAGUCGAUCUCAAGCACCAGUCCAUUGAACUGCCUGGGGAAGAAAGAGUUCAUGUCUCAGCCCUUACUCCAGAUAGGAACUUUAUAGAGUAUAUGCAUGAAGAUGCUAGAACAGUCUACCAGGCAUUCCUGAGGGGUAAAGCAGUGAAUGGUGAUGCUGACUGCAUGGGAUCAUGUACAGACAAAGGCUCAGUGGACUGGAUAAGCUAUAAUGAGGUGUAUGAGUCAGCCAAGGAGAUUGGAUCUGGUCUAAUCCACCUUGGACUCAAACCAAAGUCAGAGGCCUUGAUUGGAAUCUAUGCACAGAACAGACUAGAGUGGGGAUUGUUUGAGGUAGGAUGUAUCACAUACUCCCUCGUCAACGUUCCUCUCUACGACACAUUAGGACCUGAUGUCUGCUCGUACAUCAUUAACCAAGGAGAUAUCUCCAUUGUAGUAUGUGACACUACGAAGAGGAUCUCAGCCGUCUUAGAGAAGGCUUCAUCAAGCCCUUCCCUGAAGAUCAUCAUCGGCAUGUUACCCAAAGAGAUCACACCUGAAAUCAAGCAGGAAGCACAGGAUGCCAAUGUACAGAUCUUCACACUACAGGAGCUCAGAGAACUUGGGAAGAAACACAUGCAGGAUCCAUCACCUCCAGAGAAAGAUGAUAUGUAUACUGUUUGCUACACCAGUGGAACAACAGGCAAUCCAAAGGGUGCAAUGCUGACACAUGCAAACAUCAUAGCAGCAGGAGCAGGAUUACAGAAAGCAUGCUAUCCUGCUCUUACAUUCAUUCCAGACCAGUGCCACAUAUCAUACCUCCCUCUCGCUCAUAUGUAUGAGAGACUUAAUGUCCUCAUGAUGCUGAUGCAUGGCGGGAAGAUUGCAUUCUACCGUGGAGACGUGAAGGUCAUCAUCGAUGAUGUCAAGAUGGCGAGACCCAGCGGAUUCUGCUCCGUCCCAAGGCUUCUCAAUAGAGUUCAUGAUAAGGUCAUGCAAGGUGUAAACGGAACCAAUUGGAUCAAGAAGACAAUAUUCAACAUGGGAAUGAAAAGCAAGAUGGCUGACCUUGAAAAGGGAAUAUGCAGGAAUAACACCAUUUGGGACAAACUCGCCUUCAAGAAGAUACAGGCUGUGCUUGGUGGUAACCUGGAGGUGGUAUUCUCCGGUGCUGCACCUCUCUCACCAGAAGUCAUCUCAUUCUUAAGAUGCGUGCUGGGAGUGCCGGUAUUGGAGGGCUAUGGUCAGACUGAGUCAGCUGUUAUCAGUACAUUGACCUUGCCUGGAGACCAUACAACCGGUCAGGUUGGACCACCUCUGCCAUGCUGUGAGAUCAAACUGAUCGAUGUACCAGAGAUGGAAUACUAUGCCAAGGAAAACAAAGGAGAGAUCUGUUUCCGUGGAGCAAACGUAUUCAAGGGAUACUUGAACAACCCAGAGAAGACGAAAGAAGCGCUUGAUGACGAGGAAUGGCUUCAUUCAGGCGACAUUGGCAUGUGGCUCCCGAACGGAACUCUGAAGAUCAUUGAUAGAAGGAAAAACAUAUUCAAGCUGGCACAGGGCGAGUACUUAGCACCGGAGAAGAUUGAGACUGUGUAUUCAUCAUGUUCACUGGUUCAGCAAAUCUGGAUCUACGGUGAUAGUCUGCAGUCCUAUGCUGUAGCUAUUGGAGCGGUGAACCCUGAGACUCUUCCUGCAUUAGCCAGUAAGAUGGGUGUCAAAGGAUCCUUAGAGGAACUCUGCAAAAAUGAGCAAAUAAAGAAAGGUGUCUUGGAUGAUCUGAUGAAGAUUGGAAAGGAGGCAGGACUCAAAGCUUUCGAACAAGCAAAGUACAUUCACCUGUAUCCUGGAACAUUUGAGAUUGACAACGGUCUGAUGACCCCGACACAGAAGCUCAAACGAGUCGACCUUAGGAAGUUCUUUGUCAAGGAACUCAAGGAGAUGUAUCCUGACACCAUGUAAAACCCUGACAAACAUUGUGAAAUCCCGACAGACACUAUGUCAGACCCUAACUGAACACCAUGUAAAACCCUGACAAACAUUGUGAAAUCCUGACAGACACUAUGUCAGACCCUAACUGAACACCAUGUAAAACCCUGACAAACAUUGUGAAAUCCUGACAGACACUAUGUCAGACACUAUGUCAGACCCUAACUGAACACCAUGUAAAACCCUGACAAACAUUGUGAAAUCCUGACAGACACUAUGUCAGACACUAUGUCAGACCCUAACUGAACACCAUGUAAAACCCUGACAAACAUUGUGAAAUCCUGACAGACACUAUGUCAGACACUAUGUCAGACCCUAACUGAACACCAUGUAAAACCCUGACAAACAUUGUGAAAUCCUGACAGACACUAUGUCAGACACUAUGUCAGACCCUAACUGAACACCAUGUAAAACCCUGACAAACAUUGUGAAAUCCUGACAGACACUAUGUCAGACCCUAACUGAACUCCAUGUCAAAACCUGACCAACCCGGUAAGACAGUGUGAAACCCUGACAGACAUCCUGUAUAACCUCUGACGGACACUGUGUUGAACCCUACCAGACACUGUGUUGAACC
Molecule: messenger RNA, 2813 nt
Organism: Strongylocentrotus purpuratus (purple sea urchin)
Lineage: Eukaryota; Metazoa; Echinodermata; Echinoidea; Camarodonta; Strongylocentrotidae
Product: long-chain-fatty-acid--CoA ligase 1
Exons: 23
Coding region: 149-2209 (686 amino acids)
Biological process (GO): long-chain fatty acid metabolic process
Cellular component (GO): endoplasmic reticulum; membrane
Molecular function (GO): long-chain fatty acid-CoA ligase activity
Source: RefSeq, a predicted model, not a curated record